GUACGUAACAGACGUCACGUUGGACGUCAUUAGUGAGGUGUUUUGAAAGGAGAAGGCUGUUAAACUGCUGAGCGUCUGGAAUUUAAACGUCAGCUGAAAAACUCAAAGAUUAUGAACGACAAAUUAGCGGACUUCCACCUGUACGGGUGAUGGCAACACGUCUGCAGUCCUAUGACAGCAACUCCAGUGACACAGAAAACUGGGAACGAAAAACCCAAAGCCGACCUCGUAAAUUCUACAAGCGUACGAGCAGUCAGGUCAGAGCAUCUCGAGCGGAGGCAGAACAGAGGAAGAUGAGUUUGCAUGGUGCUAGUGGGGGCUGUGACCGUUCACGUGACAGACGCCGCUCCAGCGAUCGCUCCAGGGACUCUUCGCACGAGAGAGAAGGCCAGCUCACCCCCUGCAUUCGUAACGUCACCUCACCCACCCGGCAGCACAUCAGUGACCGUGACAGAGAUGGUGGGCCAUCUUCACGGUCCACUAGUCCACGACCUCAAAGGGUCUCACCCACCGGCUCCAGCAGCAGUGGGGUGGUGAGCAGUCGCAAUAGCAGCCUAUCUAGUUCUGAUGGCGCCUUCAAGAGUCUGGGAGUCGGAGAAAUGGUGUUUGUCUACGAGAAUCCCAAAGAGGGCGGAGCCAGUUCCACCGUGGGGACCCGGAACCUACGUACCUCAGAAAGAGUCACUCUCAUCGUUGACAAUACACGCUUUGUAGUAGAUCCUUCUAUUUUCACUGCACAACCCAAUACAAUGCUGGGCAGAAUGUUCGGCUCAGGACGUGAACAUAACUUCACUCGGCCCAAUGAAAAAGGAGAGUUCGAGGUGGCCGAGGGCAUCAGUUCAACAGUGUUUCGAGCCAUUCUGGAUUACUACAAAUCUGGGAUAAUCCGGUGUCCAGAUGGAAUCUCCAUCCCAGAGUUACGGGAAGCGUGUGACUAUCUAUGCAUCUCUUUUGACUACAGCACCAUUAAAUGCAGAGACCUCAGUGCCCUGAUGCACGAACUGUCCAAUGACGGAGCUCGGCGACAGUUUGAGUUUUACCUGGAGGAAAUGGUUUUGCCAUUGAUGGUAGCCAGUGCCCAGAGUGGAGAGAGGGAAUGUCACAUUGUUGUCCUUACUGAUGAUGAUGUCGUGGACUGGGAUGAAGAAUAUCCACCUCAAAUGGGAGAAGAAUAUUCACAAAUCAUCUACAGCACAAAACUGUACAGAUUUUUCAAGUAUAUUGAAAACAGAGAUGUUGCCAAGUCAGUGUUGAAGGAGAGAGGGUUGAAGAAAAUACGACUGGGCAUAGAAGGUUACCCGACAUAUAAAGAAAAGGUUAAGAAACGACCAGGGGGUCGCCCGGAGGUCAUUUACAACUACGUCCAGAGACCCUUUAUCCGCAUGUCCUGGGAGAAAGAGGAGGGUAAAAGCCGGCACGUGGACUUCCAGUGCGUCAAGUCCAAGUCCAUCACCAACCUGGCGGCAGCAGCAGCAGACAUCCCCCAGGAUCAGCUGGUGGUCAUGCACCCGGGGCCUCAGGUGGAUGAACUGGACAUCCUGCCCAAUCACCCACCGAGUGGGAACCACUACAGCAACAACUACAACAACGAGCCUGACCCUGACGCACCUUCACCUGCUGUCUGAGGACACACACACACUCGUCUUCUCUCUAUGCCUCCGCUCCUUUCCUCCUCCUCUAGUCCUCCUCCCAGCAUGCUGCAGCGCGGAGCACCAGGGGCACCAUAACCAUAUUGCCUUGACACCUCCUUUGCGGCCUUAGAGCCUCAAGAACCUGGAAGAUUAUUGAAGAAGAAACAUGAGGGAUAUGAGACUGGUGGAAGGAAAAUGUUCACUUAUAUUUACAAUUUGUUUUUUACUCAA
Molecule: messenger RNA, 1862 nt
Organism: Cynoglossus semilaevis (tongue sole)
Lineage: Eukaryota; Metazoa; Chordata; Actinopteri; Pleuronectiformes; Cynoglossidae
Gene: btbd10b
Product: BTB (POZ) domain containing 10b
Exons: 9
Coding region: 150-1625 (491 amino acids)
Biological process (GO): positive regulation of phosphorylation
Cellular component (GO): cytoplasm
Molecular function (GO): protein binding
Source: RefSeq, a predicted model, not a curated record